UUUUCAGAAGUUUUCCUGGUGAAGCAAAGGGUGUCUGGGAAGCUCUUUGCCCUGAAAUGCAUCAAAAAGUCUCCUGCCUUCCGGGACAGCAGCCUGGAGAAUGAAAUCGCAGUAUUGAAAAAAAUCAAGCAUGAGAACAUCGUGACCCUAGAAGACAUCUAUGAGAGCUCUACACACUACUACCUGGUCAUGCAACUAGUUUCUGGGGGAGAGCUGUUCGACCGGAUUCUGGAGCGAGGAGUUUACACUGAGAAGGAUGCCAGCCUGGUGAUUCAGCAGGUCCUAUCAGCAGUGAAAUACCUCCAUGAGAAUGGCAUUGUGCACAGGGACUUAAAGCCUGAAAACCUGCUCUACCUCACCCCAGAUGAGAACUCCAAAAUCAUGAUCACAGACUUUGGUCUCUCCAAGAUGGAGCAGAGUGGUGUGAUGUCCACAGCCUGUGGGACUCCUGGCUAUGUGGCUCCUGAGGUGUUAGCUCAGAAGCCAUACAGCAAGGCUGUGGAUUGCUGGUCCAUCGGAGUCAUCACCUACAUUUUGCUGUGCGGGUACCCCCCCUUCUACGAGGAAACGGAAUCCAAGUUGUUUGAGAAGAUCAAGGAAGGCUAUUAUGAAUUUGAGUCUCCCUUCUGGGAUGACAUUUCUGAGUCAGCCAAAGAUUUCAUUUGCCACUUGUUGGAGAAGGACCCCAGUGAGAGGUACACCUGUGAGAAGGCUCUGAGUCACCCCUGGAUUGAUGGAAACACCGCCCUUCACCGGGACAUCUACCCAUCUGUUAGUCUCCAGAUCCAAAAAAAUUUCGCCAAGAGCAAAUGGAGGCAAGCCUUCAAUGCUGCUGCUGUGGUACAUCAUAUGAGAAAACUACACAUGAACCAGCACGCCUCGGAGACCCGCCGAGAGUCAGAAGGAGUUCGAGCCACCACCGAGCAGACAUCUGAGCCCUCCAAGCCCGGUGCCCCCGUGCUCAGCAGCCCCAAGGCCCCUCCUCUAGGCGAGAAGCUGGCAGCUCCCCUAUCCACCUGGGUACCCUGCCAGCAUGGCCCCUGUCACCCCGCCCUGAACAGCACCAUCUCUGAGAGCAAGUCCGUCAAUUGCCUCAUCAAUGGCUCCCUGCAGAUCAGCAGUAGCCUUGUUCCCAUGCACCAUGGGGCCCUGGGCAGAGGGCCCUGCGGCUGCUGCUCCAGCUGUCUGAACAGCGGGGAGAAAGGAAAGGCAUCCUUUGGCUCCGAACCAUCCCUCUUCAAAAAGGCCAACAAAAAACAGAACUUCAAGUCAGAGGUUAUGGUCCCUGUUAAAACCAGUAGCCACUCUCACUGCCGUUCUGGGCAGACUGGAGUCUGUCUGAUCAUGUGA
Molecule: messenger RNA, 1350 nt
Organism: Gracilinanus agilis (Agile Gracile Mouse Opossum)
Lineage: Eukaryota; Metazoa; Chordata; Mammalia; Didelphimorphia; Didelphidae
Gene: CAMK1G
Product: calcium/calmodulin dependent protein kinase IG
Exons: 10
Coding region: 190-1350 (386 amino acids)
Biological process (GO): peptidyl-serine phosphorylation
Cellular component (GO): intracellular anatomical structure
Molecular function (GO): calmodulin binding; ATP binding; calcium/calmodulin-dependent protein kinase activity
Source: RefSeq, a predicted model, not a curated record